Fusarium falciforme is the source of this 3279-nucleotide messenger RNA. RefSeq lists its product as hypothetical. Lineage: Eukaryota; Fungi; Ascomycota; Sordariomycetes; Hypocreales; Nectriaceae. Gene Ontology annotation, molecular function: protein binding. Gene Ontology annotation, biological process: negative regulation of RNA catabolic process; regulatory ncRNA-mediated post-transcriptional gene silencing. The record is from RefSeq and is a predicted model, not a curated record. Gene Ontology annotation, cellular component: catalytic step 2 spliceosome. The coding region runs from base 1 to 3279 and encodes 1092 amino acids. The transcript has 3 exons.
AUGUCCGACGAGGAUGAAUCCCCCAAGCCUACGGUCCCAAAGUUCGCAUCUUUCAAGCCAAAAACAGAGACCUCGGAGCUGAAAGUACCCAAAUUUUCGUCUUUCAAGUCCAAGGAGAAGGAAUCGAGUGCAAGCGCAGGUUCGAGAUCGCGAGAAAGGGAGCGUGAUCGAGACUCGAGAAGGAAAAGACACCAUCGCUCUGACAAUCAUCACGAUCAUCACCACUCAAAAAGGCACCGCUCAGAGCACAGAGAAAGGGAGAAAUCUCGACGCUCCAGCCGUUCGGGGACUCCAGAGCAUCAACGGCGCGUCGAUCCUCCUCGAGAUAACAAGGAGGCUUCACGAUUGUAUGUUAUCGACACAAAGGGCGAUCCCUUGAUUAUUCGUUAUGGCCAUCUUGAUCGAGCUCAGGUUCCUGCCUACUACCGUGACGGAUAUGGCAAGGUUCUUGGUACCACUGGUCGACUUGUGAUACACCGCGAUGGACCCAGGGAUCAGUUCAGUCUCCGCAUGCCGGGUGAAGGCUCCUAUGCUUUUAAGGAUAAGGAUGGGCUUCGCUCAAAGGCAUGGCGAGUGAGAACAAAACCACUUCGAAUCCGAAAGCAAGAGAAUGAUUCUCUGGAAGAUGCUGACGACGACUUUUUGCCAUUGAGCACAUCCAAGAAGCGGAAGCGUGGCAAGCAGGACACGGAAUCGUCCGAUGAGGAGGAAAAGCCAUCAUACCGCUCGAUUGAGGGUAAAGCAAAGCCUCGCCAAUUUGUCGACAGCGAUCUGGAGACUGACUCGGACUCGGAUGCCGAGCAGGUCGACUUGGACCAAAACAACCCCCUGAAAUGGAAGUCCAUACAACUUUCCAGACGCGUCAAGGAUCAGCCAGAUGAUAUCGAUGCCUGGCUCGAGCUGGCGAAUCAUCAGGAUGCCCUUCUAAGAGCCGGCGAGGACAUUGACCACAGAGCACUUGAAGCUGAGGUGCACUCUUUUGCUGAGAUCAAACUACACAUGCUUGAGUCGGCUUUGGCAAACGUUUCAACUCCUCAAGAUCGAACUCGGGUGCUGGUUCCUUUGAUGCGCGAGGGAGUCAAGGUGUGGAAUAGCAAGACAGCCGCCAAGAAGUGGACGGACAUGGAAAAGGACGAGGAAAGUAGUUUUACGCUGUGGAAAGCACACCUCGACUUUGCCCUGUCCAACAUUUCUACCUUUCACUAUGACUCGAUCAAGCAGAUGUAUCUUAGUCGACUUGGUCAGAUCCUUGCAAGAUCUGGAUCCGAUCUCGGGAUGGAAGACUUUAGCGAGGCCAUCUACGUCUUUCUAAGGCUUACAAGAUUCAUUCACGACUCUGGAUACAAGGAACUUGCUGUUGCAGCUUGGCAGGCUUUCCUUGAACUCAACUUUUUCCGACCUCCACAUUUGAAUGACCAGACUGCAGCAUUCGAAUCACUUCGGGAUUUCUGGGAGAGCGAAGUUCCCCGAAUAGGAGAAGCAGAUGCCCAAGGCUGGGCAAAGUUUGUCGAGGAUGGUGGUAUAGGAGAUGCCCCUGAGCCACUCGGGGACAACAAGGAUAUUGUGAGCCAAUCUCGAGAUGACUACAGGCGCUGGGCGAUCAUUGAGCACUCUCAGGCAGAGAAGGCUCGAAUGCCGGCGAGAACCAUGGACGAGGGGACAGAAGAUGACCCGUUUCGAGUCGUCAUGUUCUCUGAUAUUGAGCCAUUGCUCUUUAUUGUGCCGAGAACUAUCAUGCAAGCUGUGCAGGAGCAACUUGUGGAUGCUUUUCUCAUCUUUUCUGGAUUCCCACCUACCUUUCGAUCUAAUACCUGGACGGAAGAGGCAUUCCAUGACCAGUUCCUGGUUUGCUCGAAUACAACUGAAGAAUCACGGACUCUGGAUGCUCCAUCUAGUGAUGAAGAUUCUAUUGAGAUACAACGAAAGCCGCCAGCCUUUACGCAUCAGCCUCUUUGCGUCUCUCAAUCCCCCGACGUAUUGUUUUCGGGCGGGGAGUGGUUCUCUUAUCUCCCAGAGAGGAACGGGAGUAACGAGGUUGAGCUGAGCCUCGUGGUUAAUGCCACCAAACAGUUGGUCCAUACUGCCAACUUCGAGGCACUCGCGGGAUUUCACCUGGCGUUGUGUGCGGCAUGGGAUGGAACUGGUGUUAAGAAGCCUGCCAAGGCUCUACUCAAACGAUACCCUACCAACCUCGACUUGUACGGCGCAUAUGCGCUGGCCGAGUCUGCCAGUGGAAGUCAUGAUGUUGCUGUCAAAGUCUUUUCAUCGGCAACAGCGCUUGCAUCUAAGGCAUCGACACCAAGCACCUUUGGGCUUUGGAGGAGAUGGUCCUGGAUGGAACUGGAGCUUGGGAACAAGAAAGCGGCAACUCAAAGGCUAUGCGCUUCCGUGGAUGACACCUUGCGUUCUUUGGAUCAAGCUCCCGACGUAUCCUCGACGCACAUCCUCAAAGCUCACCAAGCCUUUUCUUCUAGGAUGAACGACUUUUUCUCUGCUGGCGAACUGGAUCACGCAGAAACUCUGACCGAGUGUCUGGUUUUGCUGUCUUAUUUGGCCGCCGAAGGCUGUUCUGAACCAACGUCAGACUCUCAAGGAAACAUAUCAGCCGCGAUUGAAGUUAUUCACAAACAAUCUGUUGAAUUCAAGAGGCGACAUCAAGCAUCACCCGCUCACGAGCGGGCCCUACAAUUUACGGCGAGAUUAUUAUACUUGCACGCAACACGAGGGCCCUUCCGACGCGCAUACCUACUUGAUCAGCUGAAGCAAUUCCUUAGCUACUUUCCCCGAAACAGCAUCUUCUUGACUUUAUUCGAAUGGGCUGACUCUAGCCUUCGCGUAAUCGACGAGACGAGAACACUCCUGUAUGAGACAGUCCUCACCCCAGCUCAGGACUGUCUGAGCAGCCGACUAUUCGCCAUCCAUCACGAGAUGGAACGUGGUAACGUCAACACAACAAAGGCAGCAUUCGAGCACGCCGUGUCGAGCGACAUGUGCAAGUCUAACACUGGCCUGUGGAUCAAGUUUAUCCAGUUCUGCAGCUUGCAGAGGGAGCUACGGGUCAAGGCUAAGGAUGUAUUAUUCCGGGCACUGAGGCAAUGCCCAUGGUCAAAGGAUGUCAUGAUGGAGGCGUUCCUGACACUGAACCGGGACAUGGAGUCCUCGGAGCUCAAGGGGGUGUUUGAGACGAUGGCGUCCAAGGGGUUGAGGGUUCAUGUUGACUUAGAUGAGUUUCUCGAGAAAAGGAGGAAUGAGAGGCGAGCCCAGAAGGGUCGAGGAUGA